Oikopleura dioica is the source of this 1629-nucleotide messenger RNA. The record is from the annotation of a GenBank genome assembly. NCBI's taxonomy places the organism in Eukaryota, Metazoa, Chordata, Appendicularia, Copelata, Oikopleuridae.
AUGGAUAAUCUAAGAGAAAAACUCCUUUUUUUCAUCUUCGAACGAGACCGCAAAAAACUGGUUUAUGAAGUUGGAGCUGUAGCUGGGCUUUAUGCAGUUUGCAAAGUUCCUCAUUUCAUAUUGAAAUAUACACUGUUGCAUCCGAUUCCGACGUAUGAUUUCCCACAGACCAGGGAUGAGAAUUUCAAGGUGCUGCAAAAAGGCCUUGAUGAAGGAAAACUGCCAAGGAUCUUUCGACCACGUCUUUUUCCCGGAUCUACCUUCAGUGACAUGUUCAUCAUUACCGACUUCGAAAUCAUGAAAGAAGCGUUCGCGAAACGCGAAAUUUCUAAUCGUCAGUUUUCAGAAAAAGUUGUGCUCUGUAUCAAAGAUACUCUGAGAAGACGAAACUACCACAGUGUACCACGAUCUAUUUUGGACGAGAAUGAUCAGCUGCUCAAGAAUGGCGCUGGUGAUUUAGCUGGAACUGCCGAAGGACCCUAUGACCACUUCCACAAGAAAUUCAGAGCUCAGUGGCAUGAUACUAUGAAGCGACUUGUUGGCAAAAAUCGAAUAACUGAGAUCAUCCAAAGCUCGGCAGAAAAUGCCUGUAUUCAACUCAAGAGGCUUGGGUCAUCUCCUUCUGGAAUGGAUCCACGAAGAGUAUUCAUGAAUGGAAGCAUAAAUGUCACUUCUGGUUUUGCUUACGGAAAGAAUUACGAUUUCGAAGACCCAGAAUUCAAACAGAUUGCUGAGUACAUUGAUAGUUACUUUGUUGGCAUUUUUCAUUACAAUAUGAAAGCUGUUUGCGACAAUAUGGUUCCUCUUUGGGAUACGAACCGUGAAAAGCUAAGCCAUAGUAACUUGUAUUGUGAGCUCUGGAGAAAAACUCCUGUCAGGCAUAUGGAAGAUGCUAUCCCGCUUUUUCAUGCUUAUGUUUUCAAGAUGAUCAAAGAACAAAGAAAACUUCUUGAUCCUGCAAAUCCUCGAAAUUUUCUCGAUACUCUUUUAAUCGACGCAUCAAACGACCCAGAAUGGGGAUACUUUACAAUUGCCUGUACUAUUGUUGCUAUCUUUCUGGGUGCUAGCGAUACAUUGGCAAACACUAUGACCUGGCUUUCGAUGGUCCUCGCCGAUCACCCAGAAGUGCAGAAAAAGAUGUUCGAAGAAAUCAAAGCUGCUCGUUCAAUAGAUACUGACUUGAAAAAAGAAAACUGCCCGUUGACGAGGUCGAUCUUGUUGGAAAGCAGAAGAUUGAAUCCCGUAACAGACACACUCAUUCAUAUUGUUUCUGAAGAUACAAAAGUCAAAGGGUUUACUUUUCCGAAGAACUCGCAAAUUCUAGGGUCGCUAACGGCGGUAAUGCACGAUCCUAAAAACUUUCCUGAGCCUUCGAAAUUCAUUCCCGAUCGGUUUAUCGACGAAAAUGGCGAAUUUGUGAACAACCCAAAAGUCUGUGGAUUCUCAGUGGGGCUCAGAAAUUGCAUCGGAAAGUCAUUGGCGAUCGAAGAGUAUUUUGCAUUUGCAACGAGUAUGGUCGAGAAUUUUGAAAUCAAAAGACUGGCUGGCAAUAUGGACAUUGAAGCUCAUCCUUUCCUUCGAAUUCCAAAAGAUGAUGUUCGCCUCCAAUUUAUUCCGAGAAAAAAAUAA